AUGAUGGUUACUGAUCUUCCACAUGAUUUAGAAUCGGAAAUACUCUCUAGGGUUCCGGCCACAUAUCUAAAAAAUUGCAAACGAUGGCACGCUUUAUUUAGAGAUCCAAAAUUCGUCAAGAAGAACUUGGAUUUAGCAGAAACGCAUGUGAUCUUUGAUGAUCGUCGUGUUUAUUCAGUGACAGAGAUAAAUACUCUGAUUCAUAGCAUCAAUAUCCGUGGAAUCCAAACCAGCUUUGAUGGGGUCCAAGGUAAACUUAACACGCUAAAGGAUUCAGAACAGGAUAAGAUAUAUGGUAUAAUAAUCUCUCACUGCGAUGGGUUGUUAUUGUGCAGUAUUACCAAGGAACUUACUAGACUCUUGGUUUGGAACCCUUGUACUGGUCAAACCAGGUUGAUCCAAGCCAAUAAUCGCACGAUCUUGAACAUUUCUCACGCUAAGUCUGAAAUCUAUGAGUUCAACUCUGAUUCAUGGAGAAUUUUUGAUCACGUCUCUCCUGGUUGCUGCACAGAAUCCAAAGCCGUGACUUUGAAGGGAAAUGCUUAUUGGUUUGCAGCAGAUUGGUUUGCUUCAGAGAAAGAAAGCAAAUUUAUACUCAAGUUUGAUUUCACAAGAGAGAGAUUUGGACGUCUAUCUCUUCCUUUCCAGAAGAAUUACAAUGAUGAAACUGUGGUUCUAUCAGUUGUUAGAGAGGAGAAACUUGCCUUGUUACAACAGAGUUUUAAUACAGAUUCGUUAAAGAUGAAUAUAUGGGUUACCAAAACUAAGAUCGAUGAGGACAAAGACUUGUCUUGGAGCAACUUCUUGGUAGUAGAUUUUGGUAAAGUUAUAUUAACAAGUGAGGCGUCGAUGUACAUGAGUUUCUUGGUUGACGAGGAGAAUAAAAUCGUGGUGUGCUCUGAUACAGAUUUUGACAUUAAAACGACGACCACAAUUUACUUUGCUAAAGAGGGUAUACAAGUUCAUCAAGAGAUUGCACAGAAGCCAAAAAUUUGUUGGCCAUUUCUCGUCAGUUAUGUUCCAAGUUUGGUUCAAAUUCAGUGA
Messenger RNA from Camelina sativa (false flax), 1044 nucleotides. NCBI's taxonomy places the organism in Eukaryota, Viridiplantae, Streptophyta, Magnoliopsida, Brassicales, Brassicaceae. The record is from RefSeq and is a predicted model, not a curated record.